AUGCAGGACGGUAUGGAAGUCACUAACAUCAAGCAGGCGUGCGAACAGUUUGUUCGUGGCCUGCGGCCUGCCGUGAGAGAGAACGAAGCACAAGCUCUGGCCAGACUUUUGAACAAAACAUUCAACUUUUGCACCCAUCACAACGUCCAGCUCUGCAAACGCUACAUCUUGAAAUACAUUGUUGGCUCUCCAACCCGGACAGCAGCGCUAUUCGAGUACUUGAUUUCCAUGAGCAAAUUGUUCACACCGCGGCCAACAGACUGGAAACUUUCCGCUCCGAGCUCAUUGAAUGAAGAUGAAGGUCUGGGAUAUGUCAAAGACGGUGGCAUCAUGCAGCAGCCACCGCUAUCGGCAGCGAAAAGGCUGCACAUCGUCUACCUCUUGCACGACAUUCUUGCCACGCUCCAUCAUUGGUCGUCGCAAGAGAGAAUUCCACUUCACCUCGAAGCUGCUGAAGUUUCCACCAUUCUCUCGGAUGGUCGAAAAGUAUUACGAAAGUUGUUCGAACUUGCUGCAUGCUCCGGACUGCACAGAGACGACCAGCCUCAGCUACAAGCGCUUCUCAAGCUCAUUGCACAAUGGCGGACGAUUGGCCUCUUCCCGUCCGAGGAGAUUGACGGGAUGACUGCCAUGGCCAAUGCGGUUAACACCCGUCCAUUUGCUGAAAUUCUCAAAGGUGUCAAGCUAGUGGAAGAACAAGAAGUAGCAGACCGGAAACGUGCAGAACAGGAAGCACAUCGCUGGGUACUCCCCGAUCGCCACGGCGUGAAAGACGAUCCUGGCGCGCCUUGGCAUGAAUUGCCAGCAGCGAAUGGAUUGCACCUCAAGAACACGCGAGGCUUUCCUUUGCGCGCGGGUGGCUUACCCAGAGGCGGCUUCAAACUUCGUGGCGGAGGUCUUGAGGCAGAUAAGGACUUGCAGAAGGAUGUGACUUGGCUAUACACGGAAAUGCUGCAUGCUUUUGACGACUACACGGAUCCCGAAGCUGUGCUGGACAUCGACCCGAUGGGUAACAAGGUCUGGAAGGACCCAGAGCGACCUACAAGAAACUACUAUGGAUACACGUAUGAUGCGCUUCAAAAGGCCGAGGCUAACAGGGAGAGGUUCAUGGAGAAGGCCAUUGGAUAUGCCGGUGUGCCUUUUAUUGAGGGCGGAGGAGUGGGCGAUGUCAAUACUGCUAUUGAGCGUGCACGUGCUUUGGCAUCUAAUCGAGGCGGCUUCAAUGAUCGAGGCGGCUUCAACGAUCGAGGCGGAUACGGUGAUCGUGGCGGAUACAGUGAUCGAGGUGGAUACGGUGAUAGAGGUGGAUACAGUGGCCGCGGCGCAUACAGCGAUGGGCGUGGUCGUGGCGGCAGAGGCGGCGGUGGAUGGCACAAUGGUCGCGGAGGUCCAGGAGGCGAUCGAGGCGGUGCGUAUCGGGGCGAUGGAUAUAGAGGAGGUCGUGGUGGCGGUCCACCAGGAGGUCGGUCGUUCUACUAG
Messenger RNA from Ramularia collo-cygni, 1479 nucleotides. RefSeq lists its product as uncharacterized. The record is from RefSeq and is a predicted model, not a curated record. The transcript is spliced from 2 exons. Lineage: Eukaryota; Fungi; Ascomycota; Dothideomycetes; Mycosphaerellales; Mycosphaerellaceae. Bases 1 to 1479 code for a protein of 492 amino acids.